AUGGCAUGGACAUUGGUCACGCCAUCGUCGAGGGGAAUAGGAUUCGCGUUGACGCGCCAUCUUCUACGCACUUUACCUUCUAGUGUGCCCGUUGUCGCAACGGCACGGUCGGACUUACAAGGGACGAAGGAAAGGAUCCUGUCAGAUAUAGAGUUAUCUGAGGAUCAAGCGUGGCGUCUCGAUGUGCGUGAAUGCCAUCUGCUUGAAGAGUCAUCCAUCUCCGACUUGGCAGGUUACUGCCAGGACAGGUAUAAUGACAAGUCGAAGGAGGCCAAGGCUCACUUGAGGCUUGCGUUCAUGCUUCCUGGUAUGCUGUAUCCUGAACGGGCGCCGGACAAGAUCGAAUAUGACUCGGCGCUGGAGACAUUGAAGCUCAAUCUUCUGGCGCCGAUGAUGUUGGUGAAGCAUUUCUCUCGGUUUCUGCCACGCAAGGCGACGAAGCUCGAGGCUUUGUCAGGGCUGCCGGACUCGGCGGUUCUUGCACUAAUGAGUGCUAGAGUGGGCUCAAUCGGCGACAAUCGAUUGGGCGGUUGGUAUAGUUACCGCUCAUCCAAGGCUGGAGUCAACCAGCUUGUCAGGUCGACUGAUAUACAUUUGAAAAUGCAGAGUGGGAAGAACGCCAUGUGUAUCGGAUUGCAUCCUGGAACGGUCAAGACCGGCUUGAGUGAGCAGUUCUGGGAGAGUACGCCAAAGGAGAAGUUGUUCAGUGCAGAGUUCAGUGCAGAGAGGUUGAUUGAGGUGGUGAAUGGGGUGGAUGAGAGCGGAAGAGGGAAGUGCUGGGACUGGAAUGCAAAGGAAAUACCUCCCUGA
Exophiala bonariae is the source of this 810-nucleotide messenger RNA. RefSeq lists its product as uncharacterized. The record is from RefSeq and is a predicted model, not a curated record. Lineage: Eukaryota; Fungi; Ascomycota; Eurotiomycetes; Chaetothyriales; Herpotrichiellaceae. Gene Ontology annotation, molecular function: alcohol dehydrogenase (NAD+) activity. The coding region runs from base 1 to 810 and encodes 269 amino acids. Gene Ontology annotation, cellular component: cytoplasm. The transcript has a single exon.